AUGCAAGAUUCACCCCUCGCUGCCCCUUCGCGCCGUCUCACCAGGACUCAUGUCAGCCGUGCGGACAGCGAGCGGCGUAGGACAUCCCAGAAUAGGAGGCAGGAUCCCAUAUGCCAUAUUCAGCAGGGAGUGGCCGGCAUUAUCCUUGAUUACACCACUCCAUUCUGUACUGAUAUCAUGAACGCUCCCAAGGAGCCUAAAGUGAAGCCGCCAGCUAUUGACGCCUAUGACGGCACGUCUGACCCUGAUGUGCAUCUCUUGGCCUAUCGGCACCAUAUGUAUGUACAAGGAACCACCGAUGCAACCUGGUGCAAAUACUUCCCGUCCACUCUGAAAGGAGUUGCCUCAAAAUGGUUCGAGAAGCUGCCCGCGAGAACGAUCAAUACUUAUGCGGAGUUAGAGAUGUUGUUUUCUGCAAGAUUUAUGGCUUAUAAGGAGGAGAAGAAGACGAGCAUGCAUUUGGGCCGAAUACAGCAAGGGAAAGAUGAGUCCUUGCGAAGCUAUGUUCGACGUUUCAAUUUGGAGUCUGGACAGAUUCCAGACUUACCUAACGGUGUGGCCUUUGAUAAUUUCUUCAGGGGACUUAAGAAGGGGUCUUUUAAGUUUGACUUGGUUAAGAAAAGCGUUAGAACUAUGGCCGACGCUCUAGAUGAGGCCGAGUCCUUCAUUCAUGCCAGUGAAAUCUGCUCCGUCCCGAAAGAGUCCAAGGGAACAGAGACCGCUGACCAUCCGCAGCGAAAGGACAAAUCGGACAAAAAGACCAGCCGUCCGAAUGGAACAUGGGCCAUUGAAAAGAGAGGUUAUCAGGCGACUCAGUCUCAAGGACUGAAGAGAGGAAGUCCCUAUGAUAAAGAAAGAUUCGAGUACAACACUGACCUAUACACAAUACUGCUGGAUGUCAGCGAUAGAUAUGAGAUUGACCGUCCGUUUCCCAUGAAGUCGCCGGUGGAAACUAGGGACAACUCUCUUUAUUGUAAGUUCCACUGUGAUGUAGGACACGAAACAAAAGAUUGCAAGAGUUUGCGAAGGGCUCUUGAUGGGUUAGCUGCCAAAGGGUUCUUGAAGUCGUAUCUCAGUUCAAGUGCAGGAGGAAGUGGUAAGAAAUUCUACAAGAAAAGCAAGUCACCGUCAUACCGCCGUGACGGCAAUGAUACUGAUCCAGAAAUUGUGGCCGUCAUUUCUGGGGGUCUGGCCGCUGGUGGCCCAACAAUGAGAGGUCAAAAGGACUAUGCAAGCCGAUUGGGACAGGUCAUGUUGUCUGGAAAAGCCCCAAUGGACCACUUCCCUAAAGUGGAGAUUUGUGAAUCAGACAGGGGCAAGAUCGCCACUCCGCACGACGAUCCCCUGAUUAUUGAAUUGAAGGUAGCAAACCUCAAGGUAAGGCGCAUAUUAGUAGAUACGGGGAGUUCGUCUGACAUUAUCAGCACAGCUUGUCUAAAUCGUCUUGAGCAUGACCCCAAGACCAUUGAAAAGAUGCAUUACCCGAUCAUUGGAUUCAGAGGCGGCAUAAUUCAUCCCCAAGGGAUAAUCACUUUGCCCCUACGAGUGGGAGGUCGGCAUCAGAGCAGGAACCUGAACGUCCAAUUUCUAAUUGUGAAAGACCUCACAGCCUAUAAUAUCAUAUUAGGGCGUCCAACUUUAAACCAGGCCAAAGCGGUGGUCGUCACUCAUCUUAUGUUUAUGAAAUAUGUUUGCGAUAAAGGCCAGGUCGGCACUAUUCAUGGUGAUCAACAGCUAGCAAGAGACUUUUAUCUCACUAAGCUAAGCCCCGAGGCUUGGGGAAAAACCGACGAAGCACGAACAAGCUCUAAAAGAAAGCUAGAUGAGAUAGAGGAGAACGCCAAGAAAGAAACCUUCACCAUUGCCACUGCGCACAUGGAAGCCAGACGACCUGAGCCGGUUGGUGGACAUUAUGAAAUCAUCCUCGAUGAAGCACGUCCAGAUAGGACGGUGACAGUAGGGGUCUCUCCUGACGACCAGCUUGGGGCACAUUUGGUUACUCUCCUGAGGGAAUUCCAAGACAUUUUUGCCUUUGCUGUGGAAGAAAUGCCGGGCAUCGAUCCAAGCAUAGCCGUCCACAAACUCAAUGUAGACGAGUCUUUAAAACCUGUUCGUCAGAAGAAGAGAAAUCAUGGGGAAGCAAGAAACAAAGCCGCAGCGGAAGAAGUUCAGAAGUUGUUAGAGGCUGGGUUCAUUCGGCCAAGUCAAUAUCCAGAUUGGGUGGCAAACGUAGUGUUGGUGCCAAAACCCAACAAAUCCUGGAGAAUGUGUGUGGAUUAUACAGAUUUAAACAAGGCUUGCCCAAAAGACAGCUUCCCUUUGCCCAAGAUAGACCGGCUGGUAGAUUCAACGGCAGGUCAUGCUUUGAUGUCCUUCAUGGAUGCAUACUCGGGUUUUCACCAAAUUCCCUUGUGGCCAGAUGAUCAAGAGAAAACGUCAUUUGUUACUGAGCAAGGCCACUAUUGCUACAAAGUGAUGCCAUUCGGCUUAAAGAAUGGGUCGGCCACAUUUCAACGUCUGGUCAACACUGUCUUCUCUGGUCAGUUAGGGCGCAAUAUUGAAGCCUACAUUGAUGAUAUGAUAGUAAAAAGCAAACAACGUGAAGAACACUUGGCUGACCUAAGAGAAACUUUUGAGACGCUCCGAAAAUACCGGAUGAGGUUGAAUCCAAAGAAGUGUGUUUUUGGGGUAACGGCUGGAAAGUUCUUGGGAUUUCUCAUUGAUGAAAGGGGUAUCGAGGCCAAUCCUGACAAAGUACAAGCAGUAAUAGAUAUGACGUCGCCAAAAUCAGUCAAGGAAGUCCAACGCCUGACGGGGUGUCUAGCAGCCCUAGGGCGGUUUUUAUCAAGGGCAGGUGACAAGUGUCAUUACUUCUUCGGCACAAUCAAGAAAAAGAGCAGAUUUGAAUGGACUAAGGCGGCAAAAACUGCCUUCGUCCGAUUAAAGGAACACCUCCACACCUUACCUCGGCUUGUCAGUCCUCUCAAGGGGGAAACUUUGUAUGUAUAUUUGGCCAUUUCCGAGUGGUCCUUAAGUGCUGGCUUGCUGACUGAAAAGGAAGGAGUGCAACUCCCCGUCUAUUUUGUGAGCCAUGUCCUGCAGAACGCUGAAUUAAGAUAUUCCCCAAUUGAGAAGUUCGCACUUGCGCUGUUUAUGGCCAGCAAGAAGUUGCGCCCUUAUUUUCUGGCACACAAAUUAGUGGUAUACACAGACCAACCCUUGAAACAACCCCUUACUAAACUAGACGCUGCUGGGCGAAUGCUGAAAUGGGCAAUUGAGCUAAAUGCAUUUGAUAUCUCAUAUGAGCCUCGAAAAGCUAUCAAGGGACAAGCAUUUGCUGAUUUUAUUGCAGAAAUGACGAGGCCGAAUUUUGAAAAGAAUGUGGCGACUCGCUGGACAGUCUACGUAGAUGGCUCGUCAACCCAGAACGGAUGUGGAGCCGGCAUAAUAUGUCAGUCUCCUGAGGGAGACAAGUAUGAAUAUGCCAUGAGAUUCAACUUCCAAACGUCCAACAAUGAAGCAGAAUAUGAGGCUUUAUUAGCCGGUAUAAAAAUGUGCAAAGCCGCUGGAGCUCAAGAGAUACUUGCCUUCUCUGACUCUCAGCUCAUUGUGAGCCAAGUGAAUGGGGACUAUGAGCCAAGGGACCCUAACAUGAUCAAAUAUAUGCAGGCUGUGCAUCAAGAAGUAGAACAUCUAAAGAGCUUCGAAGCUAAGCAGAUUCCCAGAACGGAGAACAAUCAGGCCGAUGCCCUGUCGAAACUGGCUAGCUCGGCUUCCUGUGAUACUCCGCGUCACGUGUUUUGGGAAGUAAAGGAUAAGCGAAGUAUUGAACAGGAAUUGUGCGCUUCUAUAGUAGCUGUCCUGGAUCGGUCAUCAACAUGGAUGAACCCUAUCAUUGCUUACAAAAUGGACGGUACUCUUCCAGACGAUUCAAGUUUGGCUGCCAAAAUACAAAAAAAGAGUUCUUGGUUUGAAUGGUGGAAUGGAGUUUUGUACAAAAAGUCAUUUUCCAGACCUCUCCUGCGGUGCGUCACUCCCGAGAAAGGAAAGGAAAUUCUAGACGAUUUGCACCAAGGAUUAUGUAGUUCCCACAUUGGAGGACGAGUCCUAGCAGAGAAAGCUUUGCGAACUGGUUAUUAUUGGCCCACUUUGAGAGAAGACGCCCUAGUCAUGGUGCAAAAAUGUGACAAGUGCCAACGGUUUGCUCAUCUCAUCCACAGGCCGGCCCGCCCACUCACUCCUAUUAUGAGUCCCAUUCCGUUUGCCAAGUGGGGGAUGGAUCUGUUAGGGCCAUAUACAGCGGCCCCUAGAGGCCGGCGUUAUGUGAUAGUUGCUGUUGAUUACUUCACCAAGUGGGUUGAAGCAGAAGCUCUCAAAAACAUAAAGACAAGUGAUUUUGAGACGCCUAAACUGAAGGAGUGGUUAGCAGAUCACGGCAUACACAGCUGUUUUGCCUCAGUAGGACGACCUCAAGCCAAUGGCCAAGUCGAAGCAUUUAACAAAAUCAUCUCCGAGGGGAUAAAGAAGAAACUAGAUGAGGCCAAGGGUCUAUGGGCUGACGAGCUGCCAAACGUCUUGUGGUCCAUCCGCACCACUGCCAAAAACUCAACCGGCGAAACCCCAUUCCUGCUAGCCUAUGGUGCAGAGGCCGUGUUGCCCAUAGAAAUGUGUGAACCUACACUAAGAGUCAUGUUAUAUGACGAGAAUGCCAACUGGGAAAUGAUGAAGUUGGCCCUUGAUUUUUUACCUGAAGUGAGAGGAAAUGCAGCGUUGAGGCAACAACUGUACAAGAUAAGGAUGACAAUGGUCGCUAAUGGUCCUAAUGGAGUAGUAGUCUCUCUUGUAACCGGCUAA
Spinacia oleracea (spinach) is the source of this 4854-nucleotide messenger RNA. RefSeq lists its product as uncharacterized. The coding region runs from base 1 to 4854 and encodes 1617 amino acids. The transcript has 3 exons. The record is from RefSeq and is a predicted model, not a curated record. NCBI's taxonomy places the organism in Eukaryota, Viridiplantae, Streptophyta, Magnoliopsida, Caryophyllales, Amaranthaceae. Gene Ontology annotation, biological process: DNA integration. Gene Ontology annotation, molecular function: RNA-DNA hybrid ribonuclease activity; nucleic acid binding.